This is a messenger RNA of Prunus armeniaca (apricot), 1245 nucleotides long. NCBI's taxonomy places the organism in Eukaryota, Viridiplantae, Streptophyta, Magnoliopsida, Rosales, Rosaceae. The record is from the annotation of a GenBank genome assembly.
AUGGAAGGAGGUGAUCAAGAUCAUCAACUCCACCACCACCACCACCAUCACUACCAACAACAGCAACAUCACCACCGUCCAAACUUCCCCUUCCAGCUGCUCGAAAAGAAGGAGUUAGAUCAAGAAGCUGCCUCCUGCUCUAACUCGACCUCCCCCUACCCUUCUCUAGCCAUCACCACUGUGGACCCUGCGACCGCCAUCACCACCACCACAACAACCUCCACUCUCCAAGCUUCCGCCGAGCCCUCCAAAAAGCCUCCUCCCAAGCGGACCUCCACCAAGGACCGACACACGAAAGUCGACGGACGCGGCCGUCGCAUUCGAAUGCCGGCCCUCUGCGCUGCAAGAGUCUUCCAGCUCACCCGCGAGCUCGGCCACAAGUCUGACGGAGAAACCAUCGAGUGGCUUCUCCAGCAGGCCGAGCCAGCGGUGAUCGCCGCAACGGGCACCGGCACAAUCCCCGCCAAUUUCACAUCGCUCAACAUCUCGCUCCGCAGCUCCGGCUCGAGCAUGUCGGUGCCGUCGCAGUUAAGAUCUUCUUAUUACAGCCCCAAUUUCUCGGUUCACCAGAACCAGCGCCGGAGCCUCUUUCAGGGAAUCGGCCUCUCGUCCUCGGACAGCUCGUCGACUCUGCUAAACUUUCAAACCAACAGCAUGCACGCCUCCAUGUUGCAGGCCAAGCAGGAGCUGCGCGACACGGUGUCGUUGGAUCUCUCGGAGACGGCGUCGGGGGAGGGGAGCAUGGGAGGGAGGAAGCGGAGGCCGCCGGAGCAGGACUUGAAUCAAAUGGGCGGGGGCGGCGGUGGAGGUGGUGGAGGAUACUUGUUGCAGUCUAGCACCGGCUCAGUCCCGGCCAGCCACCACCACAGCCAGAUUCCGGCAAAUUUUUGGAUGGUGGCGAAUUCUAAUAACCAGGUUAUGAGUGGAGACCCUAUUUGGACUUUCCCAGCUUCGGUCAACAACAGCGGGUUGUAUAGAGGGACCAUGCCAGGUGGGUUACAUUUCAUGAAUUUUCCUGCUCCUAUGACCCUAUUGCCUAGUCAGCAACAAUUGGGAGGCUCUGGCGGAGGCGGUGGAGGUAACGACGGCGAUAACAUGAGUGACGGGCAGUUAAAUAUGCUCGCUGGGCUUAACCCAUACCGGCACAUGUCCAGUACGGGUGUUUCAGAGUCCCAGCAAGCAAGUGGGUCCCAUUCGCACCACGGGGGAGACGAUCGGCAUGAUAGUACUAGUCACCAUUCAUAG